AUGAGAUACACACUCGCUUUUGCAGCGCUUGCGGCUGUGGCUGUCGCAACGCCAACUCGUCAGCCGGCUAAGAGAGACGCGUGCGACUUGGAGCCGCUUGGUUCUGGCCCUCCAAUCACCCCAGAUGACGACACAACGUUCCUUGAUAGUCCGACCUUGGCAAGCCUUGCACUCAAUGCCCCCGUGCCCUCUGGAUACGCACAGACAUUCUCCAACCUCCAGGGUUCCGUCUCGAGCACCAACUACGUGACCUACACGACGAUGGACGUGUACGACCCUUCUGCAUGUGCGGCCAAGUGCGACGCCGACUUCGGAUGCAACGGCUUCAACCUCUUCUUUGAGCGCGAUCCGGUUCUGGCCCCUGGUGACGCAUGUCCCAACCCUUCCAGCACGACCACCAUCAAGUGUGUCCUCUGGGGCGGGCCUGUGGUUGCCGCCAACGCCGUCAACACGGGCGAACACCGCGUCCAGUUCCACGUCGUCAUCGCCGGGUCCAACGGCUACCGGGCUAAAAAGAACUACGGGGCCAAGGAUCUCACCGCACUCGGCUACUGCCCGGCCAAAUACUUCGGCGAUGGCGCCAUCGCGGCCCCGCCAUCGAGCUACCUUGGCAUCCGAACCUUCGCCGUCGGUGCCCUCGACACGGAGCUCUGCGCCAUGGCCUGCAACGAAUACAACGACUACCUGUUCCAGCACCCUCCGACGGACGGCAGCGCGCCGGUCACGUGCGCCUUCUUCAAUGCAUACUUGCAGCUCCAGAACUCGGCGCUCCAGUAUCAAGCAUGUACUCUGUACGACCAACCCUGGCCUGCAAGCCUUGCCACCAACUACGGCACUCCCCGCAGCGGUGACAACUACACCAUCACCUCGAGCUACGGCUAUACUCACCAGAUUGCGGGGCAGUGUACUUAG
Microdochium trichocladiopsis is the source of this 912-nucleotide messenger RNA. RefSeq lists its product as uncharacterized. NCBI's taxonomy places the organism in Eukaryota, Fungi, Ascomycota, Sordariomycetes, Xylariales, Microdochiaceae. The record is from RefSeq and is a predicted model, not a curated record. The transcript has 3 exons. Bases 1 to 912 code for a protein of 303 amino acids.